AUGGCGACAUCAUUGGCAACAUCCACUGCCCAGAAACAAGAGCCAGAACCCAACCAAACGGCCUUCGACUUGAUUGCUGAUUACGACAUCCACCGAUCUCCUGAGGCAGACGCCAAAGAUUCAGUAUCCGAGCCUCGAACGUUGACAGUUGCGGGUGUACGCCGCGAGGCUCAACCGGCUGGAUUUGAUCCUACGUUAGCACCGCACCCUCUGGUACCGUACCUGGUUUCGAACCCCCUAUGGUGGGAAACCCAACAUCGUGCAGUCCCGAAAUAUCGUCCCGUCAAUCGCUAUCUGGACCGCGAACAGCGUCAACAAGGUCCAUUGUUCACGGCUGUAGGGAUAUUCAUGAUCGGUGGUUGUUCACUCAUCGCAAACUGGUCGUCAAUGUGGAGAGUCACGGCAGGGAGAGUCACUGAGUAUGGGAUUGGGAAAGUGGGCGGUGAAUGGUGA
Messenger RNA from Aspergillus steynii IBT 23096, 453 nucleotides. RefSeq lists its product as uncharacterized. Bases 1 to 453 code for a protein of 150 amino acids. Lineage: Eukaryota; Fungi; Ascomycota; Eurotiomycetes; Eurotiales; Aspergillaceae. The record is from RefSeq and is a predicted model, not a curated record. The transcript has 2 exons.